This is a messenger RNA of Clonostachys byssicola, 1779 nucleotides long. The record is from the annotation of a GenBank genome assembly. NCBI's taxonomy places the organism in Eukaryota, Fungi, Ascomycota, Sordariomycetes, Hypocreales, Bionectriaceae.
AUGUCAUCCCACGUUGAAACGGACUUUCUCAUUGUUGGAGCAGGCCCAUCUGGUGCCACCCUCGCCAGUUGCUUGGGCCAAAAUGGACUCAAUGGAAUGGUGAUCUCUGAUUCCAUGAGCACGGCUGAUACGCCUCGAGCUCAUGCGGUCAAUCCUGCCGCAAUGGAAUGCCUCCGCGACCUUGGGCUUGAGGACGACUGCCUCCGCAUGGGCAUUACGGGCAAACCACUGCAGUCGUUCCGCUGGUGUAAGAGUUUUGCGGACGAGGAAUUCGGCAAGAUUCUUGCUUGGGGAGGCCACCCUCGCAACGCGCAUGACAUUGCUAUUGCCUCUCCUUGCCGAUAUCUUGAUUUACCCCAGUCCUAUAUGGAACCCAUCUUGGUCAAAUACGCCAGUCAUCAUAAUUUCGAGGUUUGUUUUAGAAACAAACUAGUCCAUGCCCAGCAUGUCCCAGAGGGCGUCCUUUGCGACAUCAAGAAUCUGACGACCGGUCACUGUUAUCAAAUUCUCACCAAGAUGUUAUUUGGGGGCGACGGCGGCCGGAGUCAAGUUGCGCGGUCCUUUCCCUUCAAGUUCGAUAAGAGGGCAGCAGGCGGUGUCUCAUGCAAUUUGCUUAUCGAAGCCGACGCGGAGCAUAUUGUCCCCGGGAGAGAGGCUGAGCUUCACUUCGUAGCUAACGCGGGACGUAAAUGGCGAUUCGGCAUCGGUGCCAUCCUUCGCAUGGUGAGGCCCUACAAGCUAUGGUUGCUCACAAUUAUCGCACCAGACAGCGAUGUGAAUCCCAUCGACAGCUUUACGACCGAAAGCCCGGAACUCAUCGAAUAUGUCAAGGAGGUGUUUGGCGAUGACAGCGUUGAUAUCAAGAUCCUCCGCAAAGAUCCUUGGACUAUUCGGGAGAUUGUAGCUGAAAGUUAUAGCCUCGACGGCAAAGUGUUCCUCGUUGGCGAUGCAGCACACCGCCAUCCUCCAGCGUUUGGCCUCGGGAGCAACAUCAGCAUUGCCGAUUCCUACAACCUGGGUUGGAAAGUCGCUUACGUUCAUAAAGGUUUAGCGGGCAAGGAACUACUGGACACGUACACCGAAGAACGUCAACCAGUAGGGGCUCUUGUAGUGAAGAUCACCAAUGAAGGAUACCGAGACAUCAACACGUGGCGAGAGUUUGGAGUAUUGGCUCCCACAGCGCAGGAGGGCAUCAAAGAACUGGAGAAGCUUUACUUGCCAAAUCAUGAAGGCGUGCAGCGAAGGAUGCGAGUCCACAAUGCCUUCGAGGAAGGGGCCCGGAUCGCUGAAAGUAUCGGUGUUGCGCUGAACACUUGGUACACUUCGAGUGCCGUCUACUUGAAUGACGAAACAAAUGCGAGACCAGAGCUUGAAGGAGAGUUUAUCACAAAGCCUCUGAUCAGCACGUACCCUGGGAUUCGAUUGCCUCAUGCUUGGCUGGAUAUCUCGACUCGUAAGAAGGAGAUUUCCACGCACGACCUUGCUGGUCAUGGCUCGUUUUGCCUUCUCACUGGCGUCGGUGGAACUUCGUGGAUCAACGCUGCCAGGAAGGUUGCCGAAACAACUGGUAUACCUAUAAAUGCCUAUAGCAUCGGUUUUGGAUGCGAUUAUCAUGAUGUGUACAGGGACUGGUAUCGCUGGCGCGAGGUAAAUGAGGACGGCUGUGUCCUUGUUCGGCCUGACCGCGUGGUGUGUUGGAGGGCUUCUGGUAUGGUCCCAAACUGUGAGGAGAAACUAUCGCAAGUCCUUGAUCAAAUUCUCUCUCGGAAAGCCCAAUAG